Messenger RNA from Ostrea edulis (European flat oyster), 3867 nucleotides. RefSeq lists its product as uncharacterized. The record is from RefSeq and is a predicted model, not a curated record. Lineage: Eukaryota; Metazoa; Mollusca; Bivalvia; Ostreida; Ostreidae. Bases 1 to 3651 code for a protein of 1216 amino acids. The transcript has 9 exons.
AUGACAACACAGAGGAGGCUUAAGUACAGUGUGUCCGACGCUAGUCGCCGUAUGUACAGAGAGGAGACCAAUGGUAUCUACCGAAAACUUGAAAAUCCAUGGCCCACAGAAAAUCAGCUGAGGCAUCAACAAUUUGAGGCGAGACAGCGGCCACUUAGUCACAUUUUAGCCUCUAGUUCUUUCAGAGACACCUUGAACAAGGGACAAGUUAGUGGGGGACAAAGUUUGAGCAAUUUGAAGAAAGCGCGGUUACGAAAUUCAUUGAAUUUACCCAUCAAUUUUUCCUUGGAUUCAGAGUACUUUGUGAAUGCGAACGGUGAUUUGAAUAGUUCUGGGACUCUCGGGAAUAAACCUAAAUUUGAACAAUCUGCAUUCAGUUUUGUUCCAGAAAAAGAUAUAAUUUCCUUAGCAGACCUAGAUUCUUCCUGUACCGAAAUCGGUGGCACUUCCGAUAAGGCUUCUUCUGUUGGAAGCAAGAAAUCUGCCCAGAAAUUCCAAACUUCCCGGAAAUCCUCUACCUCGUCAUCAAGUCACACACCAUCCAAUUCCGAAUCCACUGUGGACCAAGGAUACGAAAUAGAAGACAUUGAGCGAGGACUUGGCAUUGUCAGUAAAUCUGAGAGCGAUUGUAACAAAUCUUUCAAAUCCCGUACGGCUUUACAGAAGAGACUUUCCUUCAAAGAAGUGUUUCCGGAACCUGUUAAUCAAGAAUUUCUGGAAAAAAAUUAUGCAGAAACUGUCGAAAGAAAAUCGUUUUCGCCUUUGCAGCAAGAUGCCAAUCAUAUUUUCGAUUCUGAAAUAAAUAUCCAGGAUAUGUGUACAGCUGAAAGUGUUCCAUUCAGUAGAGCAUCGCUAAAUAGGUCAUUAUCCUCAGAGUCUGGGGGCUCAUGCUCGCCAAAAAACGCGACACAAGUGUUCGACUCAAGUGAUCAUUUUCAGCCGAUGGGUGACUCCAUAUUUACUGGUAACGUUGAAAUACCCGAGUCACUAGAUCUAGAACCUUUAUACAAAGAAGGAAGAUACACAGACAUACUACAUGUAUCACGAACGAGAAGUGGGCCACUUAAAACAAUGAAUUCCCUGCCAGUGCAUUCUUCUUCUCAACACAACAUAGAGAUUGAGACAGACAUCGAUCCUCAGACUUAUAAAGAUAUGGAAAGCCAAAUCAAACUGGACAGGUCAUUUUCCGUGGAAUCCGUACCCCCUCCCCUACCGCUCAGUAAAAUUCCAGAUGUCAUUGAAAACAUCAGUCUAAACAACUAUGUAGGAAACGAAUGUGACAGUUUAACUUCAUUAACAGGGCCAGCGGAUUCACCGAAGUCUGUAAAGUGUGACAUCAAGAUAGAUUCUGGGAGUUUUGUGAGAACUGAUGAAAAUCCUAAUUUUCCAGGAACAGCAAUAACCUAUUAUGGACCUAUCUAUGCUAGCAACAAUACUCUUAUUCUACCUCAACAAUCCAACCAAAGUUCAUGGGAAAACAGUGGGAAGGAAGAAACAGAGUCGGACUCGGAUUCCACCAGUACGUCGAGUAUAUCUGCCAUACCAAAACAUGAACCCUCCACUGGUUUCGAAAACCACCCAAAGCCUAAUUCCAAAUAUUUUGCAGAAAAGCAAAUAGGUAAUUCUAUUGAAGAUGAAAUAUUGGAGAAGAUGGACUUGACUGAUGAGCUGCAGACCCCACAUCGAUUUGUUUCUGAACCAGAGUCUGUAAAUAAAAAUAUCCUAGUAGGAUCAGACCAUAAACAAUGUUUAGCUAUCAAUGAGGAUGUUCAUCAGGCACUUGAAACUUUAGACAACGUCAUAAUGGAGGUGUCCGCUGAUACAACUGAUAUAGAGCCUGAAAUUAAACACAGGGGCCACCUUGUUGUGGUGGCUAUAGAUUUUGGCACCACCUACAGCGGGUAUGCCUUCAGUUUUACAAGAGAUCCGUCGAAUGUGUACAUGAUGAGGAAGUGGGAAGGUGGAGAUCCAGGGGUGAUUAACGAAAAGACCCCCACAAGCAUCCUCCUGACUCCUGACGGCCAGUUCCACUCCUUUGGAUACAGUGCUAGAGAUAAUUAUCAUGACCUUGAUAAGGAGGAAGCGAAGACAUGGAUGUAUUUCGAUAAAUUCAAGAUGAUUCUACACAACACACCGGACUUAAGUAAGGACACGUUACUUGGAUCCAGCAGUGGUAGGCUUUUCCCGGCGUUGACUGUGUUCGCCCUGGCCCUGAAGUACUUCAGAGACCAUGCUUUACAGGAGCUAAGCGACCAGUCAGGGAUGAAAAUUCUGAACGAAGAUAUAAGAUGGGUCAUUAGCGUACCAGCCAUAUGGAGAGCUUCGGCAAAACAGUUUAUACGGCAGGCUGCAUACGAGGGUGGCUUGGUGUCUCCAAAAUACCCGGACCAGCUGGUUAUUGCUUUAGAACCUGAAGCAGCAUCGAUAUACUGUAGAAAACUAAAAAUGUACCAGCUUGUUCCGGAAGUAAUCGUUGAGCGCCCUCUUCAAUUACCCGGGUCUAACCCUGUAAAACCGAUGAAUAUGAACCCCGCCUGUGAAGAUUUGAAGGAAGGCAGCCGUUAUAUGGUGGUGGAUUGUGGUGGCGGGACUGUAGAUAUAACAGUACACCAAGUGGAUAAAGGAGAGAAGCUGAUAGAACUGUACAGGGCGUCGGGUGGGCCGUACGGAUCUGUAGGGAUCGAUUUGGAUUUUGAGCAUGUUCUUGAUGGGAUAUUCGGAAAGGACUUGGUGAAACACUAUCGAGAAAAAUGUCCCAUUGGAUGGGUGGAUUUGAUGAUCGCGUUCGAAUCCAGGAAACGCUCUGCAAAUCCCCACAAGCCAACUCCUCUAAACGUAUCCCUGCCGUUCUCUUUUAUCGAUUACUGCAAGAAACACAAGAGUGGGACCAUAGAACACGCCAUCAAGAAAUAUGGUGAUAAAGACAUACAAUGGUCACGUCUGGGCAUGCUCCGAUUUACACCGGAAGCAAUGAUGCGACUAUUCAUUCCUACAAUGGAUAGAAUCAAACAAGCUAUUGGAGACGUGCUAAACGACAGAGGAACCAGAGAUUUACAGUACAUGUUCUUAGUAGGAGGGUUUGCUGAAUCGGCAAUUUUGCAACAAGAAAUCUUGAAAGAAUUUGGCUCAUUUUUUAAAGUGAUUAUUCCACAAGGAGUGGGUCUUGCAAUACUGAAAGGUUCUGUACUAUUUGGAUUAGAUCCUACAAUUGUUCAUGUGCGAAAAUCUAGACUGACGUAUGGGGUUGGUGUUCUGAACAAAUUCCGACCAGAAAUGCAUCCAGUAGAAAAGAAAAUCGUCAGAGGAGACACCACGUGGUGCACUGAUGUCUUAGAUAAGUAUGUCGUCAAAAAUCAGCCGGUGGCUUUGGGUGACGUGAUCUUCCGAAGUUAUAAACCAGCCAAUGAAAAUCAGAAGGAAAUACGAAUUAACAUAUACUUCACGGACAAUCCAGACUCUAAAUUCAUCACAGAUAAUGGCGUUCAGAAAUGCGGUGCUCUAUCCCUGGAUUUGGAGGGAACUUCUUCAAAGAUAUCAAGGCGGGAAAUUCAAACUAGAAUGGUUUUUGGAGAGACUGAGAUUCGAGUUAGCGCCCUUGAUGUGAGCACCGGUCGACGUGUUCAAGCUUUUAUCGACUUCCUGAGUAACUGAGUUCUGAUGUCUGACGUAGAGGAAACUAACCAACAAACUGGAUAGAGCGUAGACUGGUUAUAAUGUACAGUAUCUCCACAGUACUACUGUAUAACGAUACUACCGGUAAUACGAUAGCGUGUUGACUGGUUAUAAUGUACAGUAUCUCCACAGUACUACUGUAUAACGAUACUACCGGUAAUACGAUAGCGUGUUGACUGGUUAUAAUGUACAGUA